Messenger RNA from Phalaenopsis equestris, 807 nucleotides. RefSeq names its product dormancy-associated protein homolog 3-like. NCBI's taxonomy places the organism in Eukaryota, Viridiplantae, Streptophyta, Magnoliopsida, Asparagales, Orchidaceae. The record is from RefSeq and is a predicted model, not a curated record. The coding region runs from base 95 to 502 and encodes 135 amino acids. The transcript has 3 exons.
UUUUAUCUGAUCCAUGGCGUUAAAGCCUCCCCCUCCUCACAGUCGGUCGGAGAGCUCUUCUGAUCAGUGACAUUUUCUAGUUAAUACGAAGAAGAUGGGUCUUCUCGACAAGCUCUGGGACGACACGCUCGCCGGACCUCAACCGGACAAAGGCCUCGGUCGUCUUCGCAAGCCCACUCCACUCUCCUUCCGCUCGUACUCCGGGAAAGGGGGAUUUUGGACUGCGGAAGAUGAGAUGGGGGAUGGCGGGAUCUCGAAAGAUUUCGGUUAUGAUUCGCCAGAAAAUACACCGAGGGUGACGAGGAGCAUUAUGAUUAAGAGGCCUUCGGGAUGCUCCUUGCCGACGCCGCCACAGUCACCGGCAGGAUCGGCUCCUCUUAUAUCCCCGUUAUCAGGGGGCAAGGAAUGGAAUCGAUUUAGGAGAAUUUCUUCCUCUGAUGCAUAUCCGGGAACAGUUGGAGGAGGGUCUGCAAAGAGUCCGUCUUCACCUUAUCAGGUGUGAGCUCUGUUGAGCUUUUGAUCUUUAGAGAUUGAGGAGAGGUAAAGACACCAACGGAGAGUGAAUCAGAAGAAUGUGAAGGAAGCAGAUGUGCGUCUAUCUAUAUCUAUCUAUCUAUAUGUAUGUAUGUAUGUAUGUUUGUGUUAAGACAAGUUGACCACGGUUUAUUAUCCUGCUGUGCUGUGAAGCUUGAGUUGAAUAGCUGUUGUGAAUGGUAAAAAGUACUGUAAAAAAGCGGUUGUCAUGUGUUUUGGUUUGUUUGGAUGACAAUAAAAGUGUUGUGUGUUUUCAUGCUGCCUGAAUAAUUA